GUGAUGGAAACAGAACUGAUAGCCUAACGGGCUUCAUGGAACCCUGAACUCAGAGCAGUGCCUGAGAAUAUCCAAGGAGAGAGAUCUGAUGUACAGCACAGGCAGAGACAUUCCAGGCAGGCAAAGUCUGGGUUUUGACGCUGUUGCUCUGUCUCAUUUUGGGGUGUUUUGCAGGCGUUACGUGAGAAAACAAAUGAUCCCAGACAACACAUUGUUCAAAUGCGUGUGUUACCAUCGCGGAGAGUACCAGAUCAUCACCAGUGGAACAGACAGAAAGAUUGUGUACUGGGAAGUGCUCGAUGGCUCCGCAAUCAGAGCAGUGCAAGGCUCUCUGUCGAGCUCCAUCAACGGGAUGGACAUCACAUCGGACGGGGCGUCCUUUGUCACAGGUGGUGACGACCAUCUGGUGAAGCUGUGGGACUAUAAGGAGGGCACGGUGACUCACGUGGGAGUGGGCCACAGCGGCAACAUCACCCGCCUCAAGAUCUGCCCCGCGAACAAGUACAUGGUGAGCGUGAGCGCGGACGGUGCCGUCCUCAUCUGGAAAUAGCCCAGCUCGGGCUGACAGCCGGUGCCGGAGCUGCUGGGCUGCUGCUUCCCCGGCCGGCCCUGGAAAUGCUCUUUUCUUACCACUCAGUUUGUUGUCAAUCGUUUGUUCUCUUAGAGUAAACAGUAUAUUUCUACUCCCUGGUAUGCAUUUACCAGGUCCUUAGAUACCCUUUCUAGCUCAAUUUUUUUCAGGGGAGCUAAGAAUUUGCUGUUUGUUUUGGAUUCAUCACUUCUGAAAAUCACCUUGGCAGUUGUUGUAACAGUUUGCGUUGUUCCUGCCGCCUUUCCUGCCCGUCUCAGCAUCAUCUGCCCUGUACGUCUACUCAUUUGUGGGCUCUCUCUUGCUUUCACAUGGUCUCUCUCUUCUCUGCACUCUCCUGUCUCUGAUUUAAUGAAUAACUUGUUGUUUAAAUUCAGUCUGCUGUGUUUAGUGCAGACAGCAGUGCAGGCAGUGGUGC
Molecule: messenger RNA, 1007 nt
Organism: Columba livia (rock pigeon)
Lineage: Eukaryota; Metazoa; Chordata; Aves; Columbiformes; Columbidae
Product: cilia- and flagella-associated protein 52-like
Exons: 3
Coding region: 89-550 (153 amino acids)
Molecular function (GO): protein binding
Source: RefSeq, a predicted model, not a curated record